Messenger RNA from Cydia pomonella (codling moth), 2150 nucleotides. RefSeq names its product glutamate decarboxylase 2. The record is from RefSeq and is a predicted model, not a curated record. Bases 148 to 1590 code for a protein of 480 amino acids. Gene Ontology annotation, cellular component: cytoplasm. Lineage: Eukaryota; Metazoa; Arthropoda; Insecta; Lepidoptera; Tortricidae. The transcript has 8 exons. Gene Ontology annotation, molecular function: carboxy-lyase activity; pyridoxal phosphate binding. Gene Ontology annotation, biological process: carboxylic acid metabolic process.
AACGAGCGAGGUCCUGUGUAAAUAAUGGCAAAAUACUACAAACAAUAUGAUUCCGGGUGAACCGUGCCUACGCGCAGUCUGCCGCGGUCCCUUGCUUAGGUUACACCUAUUCAUUCAUAGAUGCAGUGAGAUUUGUUUGUUUACAAAAUGAAUGUCAACGGUCAUUCGUUUCUUAGUAAAGUGUUUAAUAUAGUAAAAGAAGAGUUAGGAGUAGAUGCGCCCCUUGUCAAGUUUGAGCACCCAAAGGAUUUAGAGAAAAUUCUCCAGCUAGACAUUUCAGAGGCUACAGACGAGAAGAGCUUAGAACAUUGUGUGCGUCAAGUGCUGCAAUACAGCGUGAAGACCAACAAGCCCACCUUCCGUAAUCAGCUGUUCGGGGCCACUGAUCCUUAUGGGCUCUCUGCUGCUUGGAUCACAGAGGCUUUCAACACCAGUCAGUAUACAUUUGAAGUAGCGCCUGCAUUCACCCUCAUCGAGACCAAAGUUCUGGGCCACGUCCUGAAGCUCUUCGGCAUCUCCGAUGGCGACGGCAUCUUCAGCCCUGGAGGCAGCUUGUCGAUGUUGUACGGCAUCGUUGCAGCCCGGUUCAGAGCCUAUCCCCAAGUCAAGACCAAGGGCAUGUGGGGUCUACCUCAGAUGGUGUUGUACACUUCUGAAGACAGUCACUAUUCAAUAAAGAAAGCCGCGCACUGGCUCGGCUUCGGUACCGACUGCAUACGUAUCAUAAAGACCAAUGCCAACGGCCGAAUGAUACCAGAAGAGUUGGAAGCGGCUAUUCUGAAAGAUAAGAAGGAUGGUAUGCAUCCCUUGAUGGUGAAUGCCACUGCUGGGACCACUGUCCUGGGAGCUAUCGACCCUCUGCCGGUCAUUGCCGACAUUUGCAAGAAGAACGCAGUUUGGAUGCACGUUGAUGCUUGCUGGGGCGGGAGUUUGAUAUUGUCUCGGAAGCAUAAAAUAAAGCUGAAUGGCAUUGAACGAGCAAACUCCAUAUCGUGGAACCCUCAUAAGAUGGCAGGAGCGCCACUCCAGUGCUCCCUAUUCCUGGUACGCGAGAAGGGCCUCCUCCACGAGGCGAACUCAGCCGCAGCGCAGUACUUGUUUCAGCAGGACAAGUUCUAUGACGUCAGCUACGAUACCGGGGACAAGAGCAUACAAUGCGGACGUAAGAUCGACGCAUUCAAAUUAUGGAUGAUGUGGAAGGCGCGCGGCGACGCCGGCCUCAACCAGCUCGCCGACCGCACUAUGCAGAUCGCUCAGUUCUGCCUCGACACUGUAGCAGCUCGCCCUGGGUUCAAGCUGGUGGUGGAUCAACUGCAGUGCCCCAAUGUGUGUUUCUGGUAUAUUCCCAAGCGAUACAGAAAAGAUAAGGAAAAUGAGGAGUGGUGGGAGAGGAUGCAUAAGAUUACACCGAAAAUCAAAGAAAGUCUAACGAGGAACUCCCUGCUAAUGAUAUCAUACUCUCCCCUGCGUGAGCACAAGAACUUCUUCCGUCUGGCCGUGACCUUCCACCCGGUGCUUGAGGAAGCCCAGGUCCUGAAGAUGUUAGCGGAUAUAGAACAAGCGGGGGAGGAUAUUACACUAGAUUGUUAGUAGAUUUAACAUAAACUUAAUAUAGAACUUCCUGCUAAUGUUGUCAUACCCUCCCCUGCCUGAGCACAAGAACUUCUUCGCUGUGGCUGUGACCCUCAACCCGUUGCAUGAGGAAGCCCAGGUCCUGAAGAUGUUCUGGGGGUAUAGAUCAAGCGGGGGAGGAAAUCACACUAGAUUGUUAGUAGAUUUAACCAUAUUAUAAACUUUUACCUCUGUUACGAUGAACUAGUUGGAUUAAAAAACUUAUGUCCAAAAUCUCAUUUAACAGAUUUUACCGAUACAUAAAACACAUAUAGAAAGAUAAAAAUGACAAUUGCAAAGAAGGGUUCCACACCUUUUUCACCAGUUACAAUUACUAAUUUUAAAUUUUGAAAUCAAAUAACUUUGUCACAUGUACAUUGGUUCACCUUUUCAUUUACGAUAUCUACAUAUUUCAUUUUAUAGAUUCAGAGGCUCUGAGGUGGGCUCUGAAUGCUCUUGAUUGAAAACAUUCGCUAUAAUAUAUUGUUAUAGAAAUACUCAUGAUAAUUUUUAAGAUAUAAUGAAAUGUUUUUUUCUAA